CGCGGCGCCCUCCUCCUUCGCGUGAGACCUCGGCUCCCGCGAGAGUUGACUCGUCAGCCAACCACGGCACUUAAAACGCUUCCGGGAACCGGAGAUUCAAAUGAGUGGCGGGCUCUGUGUUGCGUUUUGGUCACCAUGGACCCGAUCCGGAGCUUGUGUACUAAGCUGCGGUCUGUGGCGGUCACCUUGGACCGCGAGACGAUGCGGCUGCAGCGUGCGUUGGAGGGGAAAGACAGCGACUUUGAAGAUUAUGCAGUGAGAAUUCUAAAUGACCUUCAUUCAGAAGUUCGGACUCUAAAGGAUAGUGUCAAUAUUCUUCUUGAUAAAGCAAGUUUGGAAAGACAAGAAAGCAUUGGUUUCAUUAAGGCAACAAAAGUACUGAUGGAGAAAAAUUCAGCGGAUAUCAUGAAAAUAAGAGAGUUUUUCCAGAAGUAUGGAUAUAAUCAAUGUGCCAAGAAAAAUUCAGAGGAUGAGCAAGAAGUUGUUGACUCUAAACCAGAGUCCAUUAGGGAUGAAAAUCUUCAAAAGUCUGAUGUGCAGGAUGAUGUAUCUAACAACAGGGACAACAGUUGUGUUGUUCCAAGCAGCUCUGUUUCUGAGAAGAUUCCUUGUAGUCCACAACUUUCAGAUUUUGGACUUGAGCGAUACCUGAUUUCUCAAGUUCCACAGAACCCUCCACAGGCAGUAAACAACCAAAAGGAAGAGCCAAAAAUGUUAACUCCAUCUUCCAAACAAUCAUUAGUUAAAAUACUAAAAACUCCAAAAUGUGCACUAAAUAUGGAUGAUUUUGCGUGUCUGACUCCUAAAUUAGAGCAUUUUGGUGUCUCUGAAUAUACUAUGUGUUUGAAUGAAGAUUACACAAUGGAACUUAAAAAUGUGAAGAAUAAAAGCGAGGAAACCAUAAAAAUGGAACCAAUGUCCAAUGAUAGUGCCACUUCUAGUGUAAUGAACAACCAAUUGGAAAAAAAUGAUACCAAAUAUACAAAGUCUCCCUUGCCUCCUACGUUCUCUACUCCAGGUUUGAAAAUUCCUUCUACAGAGAGCAAUGCAGCCUUGGUAUCCACAGGUUAUCAAUUAUCAGAAACAAAUAGUUCAUCAGAUGAUUUGAAAAUGAAAGACUGUACAUUGUUAAUUUUAAAUUCAGACAAGUGCUUUGAGAAUUGUGCUGCUCCUUCUUCCCCUGUGAUUUCUUCUUAUGAGAAUCUGCUCAGAACACCCACACCUCCAAAAGUAACUGCAAUUCCAGAAGAUGUUCUCCAGAUUUUAUCAAAAUACAACACAAACCUAGCUACUACUCCAGUAGCAGUUAAGGCCAUGCCUCCCAACAAAGCAUUCCUCACUAGAUGCGAAGGACAAAACAGCUGAGAUGUUGGCAACAAAAAACGAAUGAAAGAAUUCUAGUGGAUCCAUCCAUCUAUCAUAGAAACUGAAGAGAAUGAGAUGAAAGCAAAGCUGGACUUACUUUGUUUUUUACAUUCCCGUGUCUCCUAGUUUAAAAACCAACCCAUAUCAAAAAUGGGCAUGGACAUUGAUGUCAUAAUACAUUUUGUAUUAAGUUUUGAUUUAGUUUAACCUCAGUAUUGUUGAGAUACAGCUCAGUAAUCUAGUUUUUAAAUAACAUUAUUUCAAUGAUUUCAGAUUUACCAUAUCUAAUCUAACAAUGGAUUAAGUAAUACUACUAGGAAGCAGGACCGGUAAUUUUUCAAAUUUAACUGUUGUUCACAGCUCAAAUAAAGUCAUCUCCACUCUUCUCUAAGCUGGUUAGUUACUAUUGUCUGCUAGACACCGCUUCUCCCUUAACCCUAAUUCUGCCCUUCCCCCGUCCCUCCAUAACUGUCCCAGAGUCUCUUACACCUUUCAUUUCAACAUUUCUCUUUUAAAACACAAUUGUUUUACAAAUGACAGCUUAAUUUAGGAAAAGAAUUUACAGGCCAGGAUAACUGCACUGUAGCAGGUCUCAGGUAUUGGAAUCAGGAACUCACUUGCUGUCAGGAUAUAUUUCUUUUUACUCCCAAAUGUUUUACUUGGUGUCCAUUUCAUCAGGUCAACUCAGCUCUUUCCACACAUGGUGCUGGCCUCUCGAAGUUCCUCUCCAGUGGCUACCCAGACCCUGAGGCCACCUCUGAUUCCUCUUCCUGGGCCAAGUGCCCUUCUCCAGACUGUCGGCUGUGGCCACAGGAACCAAAAGACUGCAUCUAGAACCAUCUGAUAGCUUCACACCUUCCAAUAUAAGUACAACUGAAUAGUAGUUUUAUCUAAGUUCAUGCAAGUACUUCAGCAAGUGUCUCAGAUUAUAGCCAGUGGGAAAAUAAGAACCUAGCAUAUUGUGAAGACCAUUUUAGAAUUUGAGAAAAAACAACUGACAAGUAACAUGACAAGAUGCUUCACAGGCUUAGCUAUGGGAAAUUUGAUGCAGUUGAGUACCCUCUUCUAUAACUAUGCCUUCAAAGUCUCUUCAUUUUGUCAGAAAAUUGUCAUUAAAACCUGAUUUUUUCUGUGUUCCAGGAAUUACUGUGUAGUUGUAAUUUUUGUUAAAUUUCUAUCAACCUUUUCACCAUUUACUACAGCUUGCAUGAACAGAAAUGCACAGGAUGGGUGGACUGGAGGGAGGGUCCAGUGUCCUAGGACUGAACAUGGUAGACAAUCAAGCGAACAAGUCUGAAAUCAGUAAGUAGGAAGAAAGGAUUUCAAGGUCAGUAUUGCUGAGAAUCCAAGUAAGGAGACAGAGUUGACCAUUGGACUUGGUGGCAAGAUGAAUAUUGAUGGCACUGAUUUUGAUUGUGUACUGGGGGACUAAAGAGGGAAUAGGGUGAGGAAAACGGACUGAGAUCCCUUUACAUGAGAAGUGGUGCAGCGGUUAGAGGGUGAUAAGGAGAAAAUGUAUCUAAGAUAGCCCCUCAAAUUUAAUUUGUCCAAAGUUUCUCUUUCCCUGAUCCUCCUGUGAUCACAGUUUCUGUUACUUAGAAUUAAUGAUGCUUCCAGCUUAUCAAGCUUCAAAUGUGAGCAUCUUUAAAGCUUACCUCUCUGCUGAAGAUUGUCUUUCCAUUCCUGUAAAAAUUAAACUCAAGUUUGACCCUAUAUGAACUUCUCCCUCUCCUAUAAGUAUGCUAUCUGCCCAGAAUGUGUAUGGGCAGGUGGAAUCUGUGACUUUGUCUUCAUAGAUGCCUGGUCAUGACUAAUCCUUUCUAACAGAAUAAACAUUCCUCUUUCAAGCUUGUUCCAUUGCAGACUCCAAGUAAUUCCACCUGUUGGCAAAACUACCUGUAUCUAAGCAAUAAAAUACAAGAACAUGGACCUCACUUGGCUGCUCAAACUGGGAACUAUGACCAUAUUUCUUUAAAAGAAGUGUGUUCAAUUCCAUCAGGGCACAUACAAGAAGCAAACAAUGAAUGCAUAAAUAAGGGGAACAACCAAUUGAUGUUUCUCUCUAAAAAUCAAUUU
This is a messenger RNA of Phyllostomus hastatus (greater spear-nosed bat), 3441 nucleotides long. It is a transcript of the gene SKA3, whose product is annotated as spindle and kinetochore associated complex subunit 3. The record is from RefSeq and is a predicted model, not a curated record. Gene Ontology annotation, biological process: mitotic cell cycle; chromosome segregation. The transcript is spliced from 9 exons. Gene Ontology annotation, cellular component: spindle microtubule; outer kinetochore. NCBI's taxonomy places the organism in Eukaryota, Metazoa, Chordata, Mammalia, Chiroptera, Phyllostomidae. The coding region runs from base 136 to 1365 and encodes 409 amino acids.